Haliotis rufescens (red abalone) is the source of this 873-nucleotide messenger RNA. RefSeq names its product mucin-2-like. The record is from RefSeq and is a predicted model, not a curated record. The transcript has 2 exons. Lineage: Eukaryota; Metazoa; Mollusca; Gastropoda; Lepetellida; Haliotidae. Bases 1 to 873 code for a protein of 290 amino acids.
AUGGCGCCAGAUCGACUUGUCUGGAGCCACGGCCAACACCACCACUUUAUACCAACCCUUAUCGACAAUAAUACUCCACCUCAAGACUCCCACGUCCUUACUCUAUAUCUACCCGUUUCCACACCUUCCCUGUCGCAACCUCAGUCGUUCACCAAGCUCAACCCAGAGCCCUACAACCACAGUCACGCUCUACAACCACAGUCACGCCCUACAAUCACAGCCACGCCCUACACUACAACCACAGCACGCCCUAUAACCACAGCCACGCCCUACAACCACAGCCACGCCCUACAACCACAGCCACGCCCUACAACCACAGCACGCCCUAUUACCACAGCCACACCCUACAACCACAGCCACGCCCUACAACCACAGUCACGCCCUACAACAACAGCACGCCCUACAACAACAGCCACGCCCUACAACCACAGCACGCCCCUACAACCACUGUCACGCCCUACAAGCACAGUCUCCCCCUACAACCACAUCCAUGCCCUACAACCACAGCCACGCCCUACAACCACAGCCACCCCCUACAACAACAGCCACGCCCUACAACCACAGCCUACCCUACAACCACAGCCACGCCCUACAACCACAGCCACCCCCUACAAUCAAUGCCACCUACACCCGCACCCGCACUCGCAUCUGCACUCGCACCCGCACCGCACCCGCACUGCACCCGCACCCGUACUCGCACUCGCAACCGCAGCCGCAUUCGCAUCCGCACCGCACGCGCACCGCACGCGCACCCGCACCCGCAACCGCAUCCGCAGCCGCAAUCGAAACCGCACUCGCACUCGCAUCCGCACACGCAUCCGCAUCCGCACGCGUCCCAUACCCGUACCCGUACCCGCGUAUUUCUACCCGUAG